CCCCAAGACAUUUUUGGCCGAUAACACCAAUUUUCCUAUCAUUAGAGGCCGUUAGGACAACAACAAGUCCAUUAUGGACAAUGCAAUAUCACUUUGCUUGACAAGCUAAGCUUGGUGAGUGUUUUUUUUAUUUCACUUUUUUUGUUAGUUGAAAAAUCAGGGAGCUAUUUUUACUAGUUGCAUGGGAAAGGUCAGAAAGUAUACUGACCAAGAGUAACAGCCGAGAUCAGUAUUGUCAGAUGCCCCUGUAGCAAAAUGUCCUAAAUCAUAUUUACUUUUAAUUUACAGAUCCUGGAAAGAGAGGAGCUCCCAAAAAGAGAUGCCAUAGCUGCAAUGGUAACAAUGCCCUUGCACGAAGAGUUUGUACAACGUGCAAGGCCACUUUCCCUCCCCCCAAAAAGAAGGAAAUGAGGGGGGAUGGGAAUAUCACCCACCAAAGAGGACAUCUUUUCGAUAGGGCAGAUGUCCUUCAAAAGGAGCACAUCCUGCUACGGCACAAGAGGAAGGGGCCUGAAGUUUAUCGGGGACCAGCAGGAGGCCAAACCUGACGAGGAUGGCCAACUUGCCUUCCGCUUGUUUGAUAGAUUCAUGAGAGCCCAAAGAAAAACACCCGCGGCAACAACACCACCCACGGUUGCACCCGCGGCGACAACACCACCCACGGCAGCACCCGCGGCGACAACACCACCCACGGGGGCACCCGCGGCGACAACACCACCAACGGGGGCACCCGCGGCGACAACACCAACCGAGGCGGCGUCAACAUGAACAUAGCAUGCUCCAUGUACAAAACAAAAUCAAUCAGUUUAUUUUUCAA
Nematostella vectensis (starlet sea anemone) is the source of this 817-nucleotide messenger RNA. Its product is annotated as classical arabinogalactan protein 7. The coding region runs from base 418 to 768 and encodes 116 amino acids. Lineage: Eukaryota; Metazoa; Cnidaria; Anthozoa; Actiniaria; Edwardsiidae. The transcript is spliced from 5 exons. The record is from RefSeq and is a predicted model, not a curated record.